This is a messenger RNA of Erigeron canadensis, 1121 nucleotides long. RefSeq names its product protein STAY-GREEN homolog, chloroplastic-like. Lineage: Eukaryota; Viridiplantae; Streptophyta; Magnoliopsida; Asterales; Asteraceae. The coding region runs from base 174 to 989 and encodes 271 amino acids. The transcript is spliced from 4 exons. The record is from RefSeq and is a predicted model, not a curated record.
ACUCUUUCAGUUAAUCUUUCAAGUUAUGUCAAUCUUGAAACAUUCUUUUCUUCUUGUUAUUUUUAUCCUCUUCGGUUUAUAUAUAUCCUGCCUUACUCUCUGUACUACACCCAAUAAUACACUUUUUCAAUUUAUUUAAAUCCAUAUAUUAAUUAAUAAUUAAAUUAGUUUAAAUGGCUUCGUUAAUCCUUCCUACACAACAAAAUCCUCUAUCUUGUUCCUUUCUGCAUCAAAACACUCUGUUGUUCACCAACAACAAGAUGAAGAAAAGUCAGCCCAUGGUUCCUGUUGCAAGAUUAUUCGGGCCAUCAAUAUUUGAAGCGUCAAAGCUGAAAGUGUUGUUUGUAGGAGUAGAUGAGAAGAAGCAUCCUGGGAAACUUCCAAGAACAUAUACGCUUACCCACAGUGAUAUUACUUCUAAACUGACUCUUGCUAUCUCUCAAACCAUCAAUAAUUCCCAGUUACAAGGUUGGUAUAAUAAGUUGUACAGAGAUGAAGUGGUAGCAGAAUGGAGGAAAGUGAAAGGGAAUAUGUCUCUUCAUGUUCAUUGUCACAUAAGCGGCGGCCAUUUCCUUCUUGACUUGUGUGCUCGCUUAAGGUUCUUCAUUUUUACCAAAGAACUUCCUCUGGUAUUGAAAGCAUUUGCUCAUGGAGAUGGGAAUUUGCUAAACAACUACCCAGAGUUACAAGAUGCUUCAGUUUGGGUUUACUUUCAUUCCAACAUUCAAGAGUUCAACAGGGUUGAAUGUUGGGGCCCGCUUAAAGAAGCAGUUGGACCCGUGUCCACCUCAGCAGCAUCUGGAUCCACCAAUAUUAAUGUUGAAGGUGAAUCAAUGAAAUGGGAAAUACCGAAGCCAUGCCUGGAAGACUGCUCAUGUUGUUUCCCACCAAUGAGUUCAAUCCCCUGGUCUCAUGAUCUUUUGAAGAAUCAAGCAGCAGAUGAUAAUGAUAAUGGUGCCACCCACCAAGGGUUACAACAAAAAGCAUAAUGAUCAAGAUUUCUCUUCUCGGUGAACUUCCAUUGUGUAUAAAGAUAAUUACCAAGAUAAAAACAGAAAAAAAGGAAAUGGUGUUUUUUUGUAUAUAUAUAUAAUAUAUAGCAAUAUUAUCAUUCAUAGCAA